UUUGAACGUGCGUCCAUGUUGGUGAUUCUGCUGAACUGUGUGACACUGGGCAUGUUUCAUCCCUGUGAGGACAGCGACUGCAAAACGGAGAGGUGCAGGAUCCUGCAGGAUUUUGACGACUUCAUCUUUGCGUUCUUCGCCGUUGAGAUGGUGAUCAAGAUGGUGGCUCUGGGGAUUUUUGGCAAGAAUUGUUACCUUGGUGACACAUGGAACCGCUUGGACUUCUUCAUUGUACUGGCUGGGAUGUUGGAGUACUCCCUCAACUUGCAGAGCGUCAGUUUUUCAGCAGUGAGGACGGUUCGUGUGCUGAGACCACUGAGAGCCAUCAACCGAGUGCCAAGUAUGCGUAUCCUGGUGACCCUGCUCCUGGACACCCUGCCUAUGCUCGGCAAUGUGCUGCUGCUGUGCUUCUUCGUCUUCUUCAUAUUCGGCAUCGUGGGCGUCCAGCUGUGGGCCGGCCUGCUCAGAAACCGCUGCUUUGUGGAGGACAACUUCUCCUUCCCUCUGUCUGUGAAGUCGGAGAAGUUACCUGAAUACUACCACACUGAGAAUGACGACGAGAACCCCUUCAUCUGCUCUCAGCGCCGGGACAAUGGCAUGAGGGACUGCAACUCAGUGCCUAAGCAAUAUGAGGGAGUCCUGCAGUGCAACCUGGACAUGGACUUUUACAACAGCACCGACAACACCACUUGCGUCAACUGGAACCAGUACUACACCAAGUGCACUGCUGGUCAGUUCAACCCUUUCAAGGGAGCCAUCAACUUUGACAACAUCUGCUAUGCCUGGAUUGCCAUCUUUCAGGUGAUCACUCUGGAGGGCUGGGUGGACAUCAUGUACUUUGUGAUGGAUGCUCACUCUUUCUACAACUUUAUCUACUUCAUCCUGCUCAUCAUUAUUGGCUCAUUCUUCAUGAUCAAUCUGUGCCUGGUGGUCAUCGCCACUCAGUUCUCCGAGACCAAGCAGCGGGAGAGCCAGCUGAUGAAGGAGCAGCGAGUGCGCUUCCUGUCUAACGCCAGCACUCUGGCCUCCCUCUCCGAACCAGGCUCUUGCUAUGAUGAGCUCCUCAAGUACCUGGUUCACAUCAUCCGCAAGGGGGCCAAACAAGUGGCCCAUAUCUGCAGGCUCUUGGCUCGCCGCGCUGGGCUCAACAUAGCUGCAUCGCCCCUAGCCACGGAGCCUCAACGUAGUCGGAGGAGGAGGAAGUCCUCCAGGCAGGGAUCCAUGUCUAUUCAUCACAUGAUGCACCAUCAUCACCACCACCACCACCACUACCACCUGGGAAAUGGCAGCGUGAGGGGAGGAGGGAGCCUCCACUGUAUGGAGGGUAGGGAUGUGGAAGCUGGAGCUCAUAAUAACAACGGAGGGGCUCUCGUUGCAACAACUGGCAGCGAACAUCUUGCUUUGGGGCCACCAUCUACUGUGACAGCAGCCACUUCUGAUUCAAACUUAGCCACUUUGUCCAACCCUGCUGCAGGUGCUGUCGAUUCAGCUUCAGUGCGCAGUGUAUGCAACGUAGAAACUCUUCGCAGCACCCCGUCGCCCACAUUCAUUGGGCCAAUUCCGUGCUCCUUCACCCUGGCCCCCGCUCCUGCAUCAAGGGCCAUGAAAAGGAACUCUGUUCCCUUCGCUGCGCCAGGUCCUAAAAACUAUCCCACCCUACAGGCCCGGGCCCUAGCAGAGUCCAGACGAGGAAGUGUUGCAGCCAGCACUCUGACAAACAUCAGCUUCAACCUCAAUAUCCCACCCAUGCCCCUGGGGAGACGGCCAUCGACCCUGGUGGACACACACAACCCCGCAGUUUCAGCAUCUGACCUCUGUCGCUCUGCUGCAGCCCAGCUCUCCUGCCAGCUGUCGGCUCGUGACCUCAGCACCACCAGCAGCACCAUGGACACCGCCGCCUUGACAUUGGACCCCGAGAGCUGCCCCUACUGCGCCAAGGCCCUGGCCAACGAAUUGGAGGGCGGCAUCGACACACAAGGCGACUCAGACAGCGAGGGCGUGUACGAGUUCACCCAGGACCUCCACCUCAGGGACAGGAGAGACAGCCGUCAGCCCAAAAAGAAGCAGUGCAGGCUGGGCAAAACGGCGGGGAAGGUCGUCCACUUCUGGAGGCUGGUGUGUGACACGUUCAGGAAGAUCGUGGACAGCAAGUAUUUCGGACGUGGUAUUAUGAUCGCCAUUCUGAUCAACACUCUGAGUAUGGGGAUCGAGUACCAUGAGCAGCCUGAUGAGUUGACCAAUGCUUUGGAGAUCAGCAACAUCGUGUUCACCAGCCUCUUCGCUCUGGAGAUGCUGUUGAAGGUUUUGGUCUAUGGGCCCUUUGGCUACAUCAAGAACCCCUACAAUAUCUUUGAUGGCAUCAUCGUGGUCAUCAGUGUGUGGGAGAUUGUGGGUCAGCAGGGUGGCGGCCUGUCGGUGCUGAGGACGUUCCGGCUGAUGCGGGUGCUGAAGCUGGUGCGCUUCAUGCCAGCCCUGCAGAGGCAGCUGGUGGUGCUGAUGAAGACUAUGGACAACGUGGCCACCUUCUGCAUGCUGCUCAUGCUCUUCAUCUUCAUUUUCAGUAUCCUGGGGAUGCAUCUGUUUGGUUGUAGGUUUGGGUCAGAGAACGACGAGGACACUCUGCCGGACAGGAAGAACUUUGAUUCUCUUCUCUGGGCCAUAGUUACGGUCUUCCAGAUCCUCACCCAGGAGGACUGGAACAAGGUGUUGUAUAACGGCAUGGCCUCCACAUCCCCAGUGGCUGCCCUCUACUUCAUCGCACUCAUGACCUUUGGGAACUACGUCCUCUUCAACUUACUGGUGGCCAUCCUGGUCGAGGGUUUCCAGACGGAGGGAGAUUCCCAGCCGGGUUCAGAGAUCGGUUCCAUCGCACGCUUGGAGGAUGUGAACGACAGCAAGAGGGAUUUAUCAGCCUCUGCAGUAGUGCCUGUAAAUGGUCAUGUGGACCUGAAGACCAGCCUGACUCCACCUCUAAUUACUCACACGGCCGCCACCCCCAUGCCCAUACCCAAGUUGCCAGUCGGAGGUGAUCCCAUCCUGGGGUACGAGGCCCGUCGAGGCAGCAAUGUCUCCGUAGACCCAGCCUGCUAUGACAAAUCACCGACCAGUGCCCGCAGUGCUUCGCCUCACCCCCCGUGGACCGCCGGCAGCGGCUGGACCAGCCGACGGUCCAGCUGGAACAGCCUGGGCCGCGCCCCGUCGCUCAAACGGCAGAAACGGCAGUCCGGGGAGCGACGCUCGCUCCUCUCCGGGGAGGGCGGCUCCAGCUCGGACGAUGGCGAGGGUGGAGGGGAAGGUGGAGGUGGGAUGAUGGAGGAUGACAACACCUCCCUGGCCAGAACGGACUCCAUGUCGCAGAGAGGUCCCCGACAUCGGAGGAUGGAGUCGGUGGAGACUCGGAGCUCCAUGGAUUUGCCACCUGACGCUCUGCUGCAGGUGCCCUUCCUGUACCGCUCAGCAAGCAUGCACAGCUCCAGACCCCCCUCACUGGGCGCCCUGCGGCCCUCAGAGCACAGCGACUGCAACGGAAAGGGCUCUCUGACCGUCCUGGGCCCGACACAUGUCUCGCUGGAGGAGAACACAGAAGAUGAUAAUGCAGAGGAGGAGCCCAACCUGGGUCGUUUUGCCAGAUUGUUCCGCUGGCUGGAGAAGAAGCAGCCCGAGUGGUGUCGACAGAGAGACACCUGGGCACUCUACCUCUUCCCUCCAGAGUCCAGGUUUCGGAUCCUGUGCAAAAGGUUCAUCAGCCACAAGAUGUUUGACCACGUCGUGCUGGUCAUUAUCUUCCUCAACUGCAUCACCAUUGCCAUGGAGAGGCCUCGCAUCGAACCCUCCAGUGCUGAGCGGAUCUUCCUCACGUUGUCCAACUACAUCUUCACAGCGAUUUUUAUAACUGAGAUGACAGUGAAGAUCGUAGCUUUGGGCUGGUGUUUCGGGGACAAGUCCUAUCUGAGGAGCAGCUGGAACCUUCUCGACGGGAUGCUGGUAAUGAUUUCUGUCAUCGACAUCCUCGUGUCCCUCAUCUCCAACACGGGUACCAAGAUCCUGGGCAUGCUCAGAGUGCUGAGGCUGCUGAGGACCCUGCGGCCGCUACGAGUGAUCAGCAGAGCCCCAGGGCUGAAGCUGGUGGUGGAGACUCUGAUGUCGUCACUGAAGCCCAUCGGCAACAUUGUAGUCAUCUGCUGCGCCUUCUUCAUCAUCUUUGGCAUCUUGGGAGUACAGCUCUUCAAAGGGAAGUUCUUCUUUUGUCAAGGACUAGAACAUCAAGUAAAGAACAUCACCAACAGGUCAGACUGUGUGCAGGCCAGCUACAAAUGGGUCAGACACAAGUACAACUUUGACAACCUGGGACAGGCCUUAAUGUCUCUGUUUGUUCUGGCGUCGAAAGACGGCUGGGUGGACAUUAUGUAUAAUGGACUGGAUGCUGUAGGAGUGGACAAACAGCCAGAAUUGAACUACAACCCAUGGAUGCUGCUUUAUUUCAUCUCUUUCCUGUUGAUUGUGGCCUUCUUCGUGCUCAACAUGUUCGUGGGCGUGGUGGUGGAGAACUUCCACAAGUGCCGGCGCCACCAAGAGGCCGAGGAGGCCAAGCUCAGGGAGGCGAAGAGACUGAAACGCAGGGAGAAAAAGAGACGGAAAGCUCAGAGUAAACCUUACUACUCGGAUUACUCCCCCACCCGACUGCUCAUCCACAAGAUGUGCACCAGCCACUACCUGGACCUGUUCAUCACCAUCGUCAUCGGGCUCAACGUCAUCACCAUGUCCAUGGAGCACUACCAGCAGCCCCAGGAGUUGGACGAGGCAUUGAAGAUCUGCAACUACAUUUUCACCCUCAUCUUUGUCCUGGAGGCCGUCUUCAAGCUGGUGGCUUUUGGUUUCCGACGCUUCUUCAAGGAGAGGUGGAACCAGCUGGACUUGGCCAUCGUGCUGCUGUCCAUCAUGGGCAUCACUCUGGAGGAGAUUGAGGUCAACGCUUCGCUGCCCAUCAACCCCACCAUUAUCCGCAUCAUGAGAGUGCUGAGGAUCGCACGAGUAUUGAAGCUCUUGAAGAUGGCGGUGGGGAUGAGAGCUUUGCUGGACACGGUUAUGCAAGCCCUGCCUCAGGUGGGGAAUCUGGGUCUUCUCUUCAUGCUUCUCUUCUUUAUCUAUGCAGCACUGGGAGUGGAGCUGUUUGGUGACUUGAUUUGUGAUGAGCUCCACCCAUGUGAGGGUCUGGGCCGCUACGCUACAUUUAAAAACUUCGGCAUGGCGUUCCUGCUGCUCUUCAGAGUUUCCACCGGAGACAACUGGAAUGGAAUAAUGAAGGACACGUUAAGAGACUGCGCCCAGGACACCAACACCUGCUACAACACUGUGGUCUCUCCGCUCUACUUCGUCUCCUUUGUCUUGACUGCUCAGUUCGUCCUGGUCAACGUCGUCAUUGCCGUCCUGAUGAAGCACCUGGAGGAGAGCAACAAGGAAGCCAAAGAGGGAGCACUGCCUGAGGCAGACUUGGAGCUGGAGCUCCAGGCAGACGGAGGAGACUUGACAACAAGGUCACCCCAGCUGAACCCUCUGGCACUGGGCAUGGACAGGUCGAGCUCUGGUGGUUCGCCCCGGAGGUUCCCCGGAGCAGGGGACAGGGAACAGGAGCGGGACGGACCGAUGGACUCGCCCACUGCUGACAUAACCAGAGAUUCAGUCAACAUCAGUCCAGACCCCCCUUCGUGUGUUGAUCCCCCACUGGAGUUUGUCCAGCGGAGAGUGCCGUUUGACUCGGUCUCCCUGGUCAUCCAGGGUUCAAUGGAGGGAGAGUUGAGUCUGAUGGACAACCUGUCCGGCUCUAUCUGCCACUACUACGCGUUGCCCCCCAAGCCCAGCAAGCACAGCACCGACAAGAAGAUCCCUCUAGCGGAGAUGGAAGCUCUGUCUCUGGGCUCGGACAAAUCCUGGUCGCUAGCUCUGACAGACGACUCGGCCCCUGACGAUUUUAACCCCCUCUUUCUAACCAGUCUGGACUGCAAUACGGAGCAGCUCAAUCCUGGGGAGCCACUGGGGGAUAACCUGCUGAGCGUCAGGAAGCCCACAGUGGGACGCACACACUCCCUGCCCAAUGACAGCUACAUGUUCGCCCCCCUGCAGCCCUUUGACCACACAGCCCCGGCUCCAGCACAGCUUCUAGCACAGGGGCCCCAGCACAUACAGGGCACCCAUAGGUCCCAAUCAGGCUCCAGGGCCUCGCUGCGGUCGCAGCCAGAGGAGUUCUCCCAGCAGCUGACCGUUCCCACAGACCUCUUCAGACCCAUCAGCCCCCACAGCCACUCAGACUCAGAGAGUAUACCACGCCUACCCCCGCCCAGGCACACGCACACACUCAGCCGCACGCUCCGCAGACAGGUUGCGGUGUCUACCGACUCUCAGGAGGCCCUGUGCUCGGGCGGAGGGGGGAGCAAUGAAGGACUUGUGAAUGUGGCCUCUGUGGGCCUCUCUACGUCUCCCUCCUCCUCCCCCUCCCCCACCUGUCCCUCACCCUGCUCCCAUCACCCGCAGCAGCAGCAGCAGCAGCCGGCUCUCUGCCUGGUUCCUGCCACACCAGGCGCCUCCCCCAAACCCCAAAGCUCCGGCAGCGUGCACACCCAGCACCAUGACCAGCACCGCCUCGCCUCCUACUCCCCUUCCUCCUCUUCCUCCUGCUCGCCUCCUCCACUUCUACCAGUGGGGCCGCACCAACAGGAGGCCUCAGUGGAUCAGGAAGUGUCCCUCAUUACCUGCGCUGCGCUGGCUGGCAGGGAUGAUGUAGCGGCGGAGGACAGCAGCGAUGGUAAUGAGGGUUACAGCUCCUACGCAGGCUGCCAGGAGAGUCGAAGUCCGUAUUUGAGGCAGCUGAAAAGGUUCCACAGCGCUGACACGCAGGGCCGCAGCACCUUCCUGUCCCACCCCCGCCCUUUCUCCUGGCUUGACGACCCCCGCCGCCACUCUGUAGAGGUGUGCUCCUCUGUGGAGUCCAGUCCCCAGCGCAGCACCACCUCCACCUCCUCCGGCUUUGUGUCGCGGGCCAACAGCCUGCAGAUCCACAGCCAGACCCCCACUCAGACCUCGCAACCCUCACCUCGACGCAAGAAGAAAAUGAGCCCGCCCUGCAUCUCCGUAGACCCCCCUGACGGACUGGAGCCUCAGUCUGGCCUCUACCCGGGCCUAGGUGGGCUCGGGGGGUUAGGGAUGCCCCCUCCUCUGCCCAGCCGGGACACCUGCCUGAGGAGGAGAGCGCCCUCCAGUGACUCCAAGGACUCCUUUGACCUGGGAGUGGGAGAGGGUUCGGGACAGGACGGAGGCUCGCCAAAACCCAGCCCCAACCCCAAGCUAUUGACUCUUCCCAGUUUCUCCUUCGAGAAGACGAGCUCGGAGCACUGAACAGUCCGGCACACACAGACACACACACAAACAUAGCUGGAGGAACCCUCCACACACACAAACACACGAUGCACUGUGUGUCUGUGACGGUGAUAGUUCUAGUAAUAAUGCUGUAGAGAGUAAUAAUGGUGAAACUACAAUAAACAGUAAAAAGAUCCUUGGUUACAUAAGGAGUGCAGUACUGUAGUAGUGUGACCAUCCCUUGUCUUUGUAUUGUUACUGCCAAAUCAAGCCAGAGAAGAAGAGAACACAUGAAACGACAAACUGGACUUCCCCUCUCUUCUGCUACGCCUGCAUGCCACUGGCUGCAGCUCGACCCCAUAACCUCUGGAGCGACAUCAGCGCCUGGGAUUUGGCGCCCCCUUGUGGUCACCGUCUGGACUGCCUGGUGUCGCACAGGGUGGACUUCGGUCGGUGGAGGUACAAAGCAAUAUGAACGUUUUAGAGACACUAUUUUCUUAAAUUAUUGGGCCAUAGUGUUUGUACAGGAUGUUGUUUUUUUAUUUCAUUUCGAUUGUUAUUUUAAUGUUUUUGUGAUUUUCUUUUUUUUUUUGUGUCAAAAAUGGUUUGUCUCUGUCUUUUUUUUCACUGUAGGAUAUUUCUAGCUUUCUUGGUUUACUGAGGAAAGUGAACGUUUUUCAAAGUGCUGAAAACCAUGUAUUUGUAGGAAUAAUAUAUAAAUAUAUAUAUAAAAAAAGGAGUCAUUAAACUGAGCUUGGAUUUUUAAGCACACGCAUUA
Molecule: messenger RNA, 8128 nt
Organism: Hippoglossus stenolepis (Pacific halibut)
Lineage: Eukaryota; Metazoa; Chordata; Actinopteri; Pleuronectiformes; Pleuronectidae
Gene: cacna1g
Product: calcium channel, voltage-dependent, T type, alpha 1G subunit
Exons: 36
Coding region: 16-7389 (2457 amino acids)
Biological process (GO): calcium ion transmembrane transport; calcium ion import; neuronal action potential
Cellular component (GO): voltage-gated sodium channel complex; voltage-gated calcium channel complex; plasma membrane
Molecular function (GO): voltage-gated sodium channel activity; low voltage-gated calcium channel activity
Source: RefSeq, a predicted model, not a curated record